This is a messenger RNA of Salvelinus sp. IW2-2015, 2078 nucleotides long. RefSeq names its product arf-GAP with dual PH domain-containing protein 1. Lineage: Eukaryota; Metazoa; Chordata; Actinopteri; Salmoniformes; Salmonidae. Gene Ontology annotation, cellular component: intracellular membrane-bounded organelle; plasma membrane; cytoplasm. The record is from RefSeq and is a predicted model, not a curated record. Gene Ontology annotation, molecular function: phosphatidylinositol-3,4,5-trisphosphate binding; GTPase activator activity; phosphatidylinositol bisphosphate binding. Gene Ontology annotation, biological process: positive regulation of GTPase activity.
UCUCACUGCAACUGCAGAAGGAUGAGUCUGGGUAAAAGGAGGGGAUGACAGACUUGAGAUAAUGCAGUUAGCAAGACUUCGUAGCCUAAUAGAGCUGUAGUCAGGAGAGAGAGACUUGCCAAACCUUCAAAUCAUCACAUCAUCCACGCGGAUUUAUCAUAGGCUAUUCAUUAUUAGCAUUUUUUUUUAACAUUUUGAGUAAAGUACAAGGUCACAAUUUUAUUGUUGCUUUAUCCUAGUUAACGUGCUUUGUAUUGAAGUCUUUCGGAUUGGGUGGAGAUCAAACGGUGACUAUGGCCUCGGAGUCGGAGACGAAUAAACGGCUCUUGCUAGAUGUCCUGACCAGACCUGGAAACGAUGCAUGUGCGGAUUGUGGCAAUGCAGAGCCAGACUGGGCGUCGGUGACUUUGGGUGUGUUUGUGUGCCAGGGCUGCUCUCUCCUCCACAGAGGCAUCCCCCACAUCAGCAGGGUCAAGUCCGUCCAGCAGGAGUCAUGGGAGGCCUCAGAGGUGGAGCUAAUGGCUGCCAUGGGUAACGAAGCAGCCAAAGCUAAGUACGAGCAGAAGGUUCCAGCAUUCUACUACAGACCCAAACACACAGACUGCAAGCUACUGCGGGAGCAAUGGAUCCGAGCCAGGUACGAGAGGAACGAGUUUGAGUUCAUCGAGAAACAGGAGCCUUACUCUGCAGGGUACAGAGAGGGGUUUCUAUGGAAACGGGGCCGAGAUAACGGUCAGUUCCUCAGUCGGAAAUUCAUCCUGUCAGAACGAGAGGGGGCGCUCAAGUACUUCAGCAAGCAGGAGUUUGUGUAUCUCCCCCAGGCGCGGGACCCCAAGGCGGUGAUGAAGAUUGAGACUCUCAACGCUACGUUCCAGCCGGCUAAGAUAGGCAACCCCUACGGCCUGCAGAUCACCUACCUUAGAGACAACAGCACCAGGAACAUCUUUGUCUACCACAGYGACUCUAAGGAAAUGGUGGACUGGUUCAACGCUAUCAGAGCUGCCAGGUUUCAUUACCUUCAGGUGGCCUUCCCUGGAGCCAGUGACGAGGAGCUGGUGCCCAAACUGACGCGUAGCUUCAUGAAGGAGGGCUUCAUGGAGAAAACAGGCCCAAAACACACAGAGGGCUUUAAGAAGAGGUGGUUCACCAUGGAUGACAGGAGACUCAUGUACUUCAAAGAUCCCCUGGAUGCCUAUGCGAGGGGAGAGGUUUUCAUCGGCAGUAAGGAGAACAGCUACACCGUGCUCUCGGGCCUUCCCCCCUCCACCCAGGGCUACCACUGGAACCAUGGCAUCACCAUAGUAACACCAGACAGGAAGUUCCUGUUUGCCUGCGAGACAGAGGCGGAGCAGAAGGACUGGAUCACUGCUUUUCAGAGGGUUAUCAACAGACCCAUGAGACCACAGGAGUACGCAGUGGAGGCCCACUUCAAACACAAGCCCUGAGACUGGAGCUAGAGCUGUCGGUCUACUGGACUAAGACCAGAACAGRCAGGAUUUCUCGACAGAGACCCCAGAAUAAGUCUAUGGGGCUCUAGUGUACCUUUACAGAGGGAGCAAGAUGGUAGACAUGGAGGAAAUGCAUCCGAGAGGAGAGAGGUAUCAAUAGAAAACACUUUCUUCUCCACCUCUCCUGACCUGAUGCCCAAACCUGGGGUUAGAGGUCAGGGGGUUUGAGAGGAGAGAAAAGGACAUAGAAACGUCAACACCCUUGCUGCUGCUCUCCACAUAGACUCUCCAAACUGCACCCCCCGCUCUAUGUGUUGUGAUCAGCAUCCCAUGUCCGCCGUGUUUGUUGAGAGCAGUACUGUCAUUUUAAUUAUUGAUUGAACACUUUUGAUGCCAGUGGAUUUAUGCAAUUUCUCAGAUUGUUCUGCAUAAUCUGCAUWCAUUUAACUUUCAAGGUGCUGACCAAACCUAUGCUUCUGGACAGGGUUAGGGUUUUACGCAUCUCGUGGCAGUUAUUUAUUUUUGAAAUGCAAAUGUAAAUAUUUUCUCAGUGAAUGCUGCUUCAUGCAACAGGAUUGUAAUGUAUUUAAUAUCAUACUGUAUACAGUACCAUUGAAAAGUUUGGACCCA